Molecule: messenger RNA, 2165 nt
Organism: Lates calcarifer (barramundi perch)
Lineage: Eukaryota; Metazoa; Chordata; Actinopteri; Centropomidae
Gene: polm
Product: polymerase (DNA directed), mu
Exons: 12
Coding region: 124-1770 (548 amino acids)
Biological process (GO): double-strand break repair via nonhomologous end joining
Cellular component (GO): nucleus
Molecular function (GO): DNA binding; DNA-directed DNA polymerase activity
Source: RefSeq, a predicted model, not a curated record
AUUAUUUUGGUGACGCGCUGGAUUUUGUCGGCACCUGAUGCACAGCUGCAUCCGGCUGCAGUCUGACACAGAAGUUUGCUGCUUUUUCUGUCACUAACCUGCCUCAGAAAAUGAAAGUGAAGCAUGGUGCCAUUAAAGCGGAGAAAAGUCGCUGGGAGUAAUAAGACUGAAGCUGAGAGCAGUGGAGAUAAUGGAGCGAACAAGUUCCCUCAGGUCGUUUUAUUCCUGCUGGAGAGAAAAAUGGGAACGAGUCGAAGAGCUUUCCUCUCUCAGCUCGGUCGGAAGAAAGGAUUUCAGGUGGAGGAGCUGUUCAGUGAAAGCGUCACACACGUCAUUUCUGAAAACAACUCUGGCGACGAGGUGAGGACGUGGCUGGACACGCAGGGCGGAGGUCGAGGCCGGACGCCGGUUCACCUCCUGGACAUCAGCUGGUACACAGAGAGCAUGAGAGCAGGACUUCCUGUUCAGAUCCUGGACAGACACAAACUACAGGAGCAGCAGGUUGAAGCGGAGGUUGUGACGUUUUCAGUACCAAGCUACGCCUGUCAGAGAAGAACCACUCUGGAAAACCACAACACCGUGCUCACCGAUGCUUUGUCGCUCCUGGCCGAGAACGCAGAGCUCAGCGAUGAGGACGGACGAGGCGUCGCGUUUCGCCGGGCGGCCGCUGUGUUACGGUCUCUGCCCGAGCCCGUGACGGACAUGAAGCAGCUGAGAGGGCUGCCCUGCCUUGGAGACCAUUCGCUGAGGGUCAUCAAGGACAUUUUGGAGGACGGAGCGUCGAGAGAGUUCGAGUCUACGAAGCAGUCUGAGCGGUUUAAAGCUUUAAAGGUUUUAACCGGCAUCUUUGGAGUUGGAUCAAGAACAGCAGACCGGUGGAUCAGAGAGGGGAUUCACACUCUUCAGCAGUUACGAGAUUCAGGACAGUCACUCAAUCGAGCGCAACAAGCAGGUCUGGAGCACUACGACGACCUGAACCGGCCGCUCACUGCGGCCGAGGCCGAGGCUGUCGGAGAGAUCGUGGAGAGAGCCGUGGUUUCUGUUUUACCAGGAGCACAGAUCACACUGACCGGAGGAUUCAGGAGAGGAAAGCUGACCGGUCACGACGUCGACUUCCUGAUAACUCACCCAGACGAAGGCAGAGAGGAGGGGCUGAUGUCUAAGGUGGUGUCAUGGCUGGAGUCUCAGGGUUUCCUGUUGUACCAGAAAACCACCAGGAACUCGUACCUGGAGUCUAAGGACGGUCCUGCUCGGCCCCCCGCCAACAUGGACCGCUUCGAGAGGUGUUUCUCCAUCUUCAAACUGACCAUGGAGGAGAGACGAGGAACAGAACAGCCAGAAAACGGCGAGCGAAAUCCAAAUCCAGCGGAGGACACGCUCAGUGUUGGAGCCCGAUCUGGUUCACAGACAGAUGAAAAUACACCUCCACAGAGUCAGGUCCCGGCUGACGAACGGAGACACCGUGUGUCCGGUGAAGAUGGAGGUCAGGAGGAGGCAAAACCUGCUGCACACAAGCCGUGGAGAGCUGUGAGAGUGGAUCUGGUGGUUUCUCCCAUCAGCCAGUUUGCUUUUGCUCUUCUGGGCUGGACCGGAUCCAAGUUGUUUGAGAGAGAGCUGCGACGCUGGGCGGGACAUGAGAAGGCCAUGUCUCUGAGCAGCCAUGCUCUGUAUGAUAACACACAGAGCAGGUAUCUCCGAGCGACGUCAGAGGAGGAGAUAUUCGCUCAUCUUGGUCUGGAGUUUAUUCCACCGUCAGAGAGAAACGCCUGAAGAGACCGGACGAUGCGCUGCUGCAGGACGGCCACGCAAGUACCACCUGAGGAUUAUAACCUGGAGAGAGGAGGGAGGUGGAGACAGACACAGGAGUUUAUCAGACAUUAAAAAACACUGCAUGUUUCACCUCAGUCGCACCUGACAAAAUAACAGAAACACCUCAGUCAGUUUAAUCAAAAACUAAACAUCAUAACCUUCAUGAAGGAGGAUUUAUUGCAUGACAGACUGCAUUAGCUUCACCGAGGUGUUCCUAAUAAACUGACCACUGUAUCCUCAUUUCAAACCAUGCUGCAAACUUCCGUCUACCUCUGUAACAUGAACUCUUCGAUCUGUUUUUGCACCGAUUAUUUGUUACAAUUAAAGGUGUACGAAUUAAAACCUUAAAGGGUCAA